AUGCAAGCUCUAGUAGCUGCAGAAGACCCAGCGCGCACUAGACCGGAAAAAUCAGCUCCCACAGAUUCAUUUCACAAGCUGGUUGGAGAUCUGUCUAGAACCCUAGGCCCUUCGUCUGGUCUUGAUUCUGAAGAUGUCGAUGUGCAAGAACUUCAAAGAUUUAUGCAAGAAUAUGACUCCAAAGAAUCGGAGUGGGAUAAAUAUUCCUUCUCGGACUUAAGUCGAGGUUACACGAGAAAUCUUGUCGAUGAAGGCAACGGGAAGAGCAAUCUACUAGUUCUUGUCUGGACACCUGGCAAAGGGAGUCCUGUACAUGAUCAUGCUGAUGCACACUGUUUGAUGAAAGUACUCAAAGGCUCCUUGAAAGAAACUCGGUACAACUUUCCCAAGAACAACAACACGCCACCAGAAGUGAUCAAAGAGACGCUAUACAGCUCGAAUCAAGUCACUUACAUGGCCGACGAGUUAGGCCUUCACAAAAUAUCCAACCCAGAUCCAGAGAACGUAGCUACUCCGCCAAACGCUGCGAUUCAUGGAUGUUCCAUCUUCAAUGAAGCGACCGGAAAGAGAUCACACGUUACGCAAAGCAACUUCUACUCCAUCCAAGGAAAAAAGGUGGAAUCGUUCCAGACAAUGAAAUAA
Mollisia scopiformis is the source of this 642-nucleotide messenger RNA. RefSeq names its product cysteine dioxygenase type I family protein. Lineage: Eukaryota; Fungi; Ascomycota; Leotiomycetes; Helotiales; Mollisiaceae. The record is from RefSeq and is a predicted model, not a curated record. The transcript has 3 exons. The coding region runs from base 1 to 642 and encodes 213 amino acids. Gene Ontology annotation, molecular function: ferrous iron binding; cysteine dioxygenase activity. Gene Ontology annotation, biological process: L-cysteine catabolic process.